Molecule: messenger RNA, 464 nt
Organism: Centruroides sculpturatus (bark scorpion)
Lineage: Eukaryota; Metazoa; Arthropoda; Arachnida; Scorpiones; Buthidae
Exons: 2
Coding region: 45-365 (106 amino acids)
Source: RefSeq, a predicted model, not a curated record
CGCAGCGUAUUAUAACCUCUGGACAGAAUAUUUCACAAUCUUAUAUGCACCCUCCUGAUGAAAUUUCGUCAACACAAGUAACGCAUGAUGAACAUAUUAAAGACAAUAAUAGAGAAAAAAUUUCUCAUUCUUCUGAAACAUUAUACCAAUGUGAUCAGUGUUCUUUCAGUACAAACUGUAAGAAUAAGUGGUUACAACAUAAGCACAGUGAAACUCAUGACGCUCCAUCCACGUCAAUGGAAAUUGAAGAAACAGAAGAUCCACAAAUAUUGACAGCAGUUGGACUGAUUAGUAGAAGCAGAUUGGAGAUGAUGAAGAAGAAAAAAGAAUUCUUAAAUUUGGAUAAACCAUCCACUUCCAAAUAAACUUUACAAUAAGAAUUAAAAUAAACAUAUAUUUUUUCUACAAAAUUCACAUAAUAUAUUAUCAAAAUUAUCAAAUUAUUUUGAACUUUGAAAUUUUUG